AUGGUUGGUCCCAAGCAGACGGGUCACUCGGGUCAGAGAGAAAAAAACCUGCAAGAUCCCAUCGUUCUGCAUCCUGCAAGCACAGUUUAUUUGUCAAUCGCCAAAGCUUUCUCGGCUCAUAACAAUGUCCCUGUUCUGUACAGCUGUCAUUCUUUCUUCGCCAUUCAUGCCCUAGGAUCUCUUGGAAAAUCAUCAACUCCCGGUGUCGAUCAUGACACUGGUAGAGGUAAGCCAGUCAGUUUUGCCUGA
Molecule: messenger RNA, 249 nt
Organism: Botrytis sinoallii
Lineage: Eukaryota; Fungi; Ascomycota; Leotiomycetes; Helotiales; Sclerotiniaceae
Exons: 2
Coding region: 1-249 (82 amino acids)
Source: RefSeq, a predicted model, not a curated record